Messenger RNA from Exserohilum turcica Et28A, 879 nucleotides. RefSeq lists its product as uncharacterized. The record is from RefSeq and is a predicted model, not a curated record. The transcript has a single exon. The coding region runs from base 1 to 444 and encodes 147 amino acids. NCBI's taxonomy places the organism in Eukaryota, Fungi, Ascomycota, Dothideomycetes, Pleosporales, Pleosporaceae.
AUGCCUGCCAUUGUUCACCUGCAACCGCGUCUAAUAGGACAGUCUGGCGGAAACGGAGGCGUCACAGGAACUGCCAUUGCUCUCAUCGUCUGCGUCGGAAUCAUACCAUGCAUCAUUAUCAUCUGGGCCGUUUGCUUCCUGUUCUGGGCCUAUCCUUACGACCGAAACUGCUGCUGCAUGAAGCGAAAGCGUCGCCCAGAGCCAGCCAGCGUGCUGAAGCAGGCGCCGUUGAGCCAGGAAACUCUGUAUGAAAAGGAGAACAUGGGACUUCCGCAACGACCCUUUUCGGCCCAAGUAAGGAGUGAAUCGGGAAGCUCGAGCAACAGUGGGCGUCUGCACAAGGCGCCGAGGCCGGGCAGCGGAAUGGAUACAAGAGCAAGCGUGCAGAGCGUGGGCAGUGUCAACACGGUGCAGGUUACCCACGAGCCGAAGCCAUUUGUGUGAAGGAGCAAGCGCAGCGUAAUGUUUAAACAUGGCACGGGCACGCGGUUGCUGGACCAAGUUUAGAAGUCAGAAGAAGCACGGAUGGAGCGUUGACAGCGCCAGGGGCAGACGAUGGUGUGGCCUGGAGCUGAAUUUUCCAGGGCGGCACUGGGCAAUAUGACAUUCAGGAGUGUGACUGGAGCAUGCAUGGUCAGCAAGGCACCCAGUCAGUCCAAGGACCCGGCCCGGAUCAGGAUGAGGAUGAGGAUGGAUUGGGGCCAGUGGCAGUGUCAACAGCACCAGAGCAGAAGAGGACAAAGAUUCGCCGGGCGGUGGCGGAAGCGGCCACGGGAGAUGGGAGAGUCAAGAGGGGUGGGACUAACUGUACAUAGAUACAUAGAUUAAAUAUGUAGACAUGCAGGCGGGGCAUUGGCAUACGGGCAGGGCAGGGCAGGG